AUGACUCAACUCGUCCCUUUAGCUGAACUGCCCAGCGGUAAAAAAAUAUAUAGCGUCCGGGGGCAAGGGUUCGAAGUGGACAGGGAAUAUGAUCUGGUCAAGAUUAUCGGAUUUGGUGCGUAUGGGACUGUGUGUUCAGCGGUCGCAAACAGAUCAGGUGAGCGGGUGGCAAUCAAGCGAUUGUCACGCGUUUUUGGUGAUCUUCGCGAAGGGAAACGAAUUUUGCGGGAGAUGGAGAUAAUGACGUCUCUGAAGCACAGUAACCUGAUUCGCCUCCACCACUUCUUGCGGCCGCACUCAAAAGAAACGUUCGAGGACAUUUAUUUUGUAAUGGAUCUUUAUGACACCGAUUUAAAUCGUAUUAUACGAAGUCGGCAGAAGCUCACUGAUGAACAUCUACAGUAUUUCAUGAUUCAAGCGUUCCGUGGAUUACAUUACCUCCACUCUGCCAAAGUGAUGCAUCGAGACCUAAAGCCGAGUAACUUGCUUGUAAAUGCGGACUGCGCGCUGGCAAUCUGCGAUUUUGGACUGGCUCGUGAUGAUCAAGUGAUGAGCUCGUCGGAUCUCACCCAGUACGUUGUAACUCGAUGGUACAGACCCCCUGAGGUACUUGGGAUGGGUUUCAAUCAGUAUACGAGUGCGGUAGAUGUCUGGAGCCUUGGUCUGAUUUUUGCAGAGCUGAUGGUAGGGCGUACCUUGCUUCCAGGAACCGAUUAUAUCGAACAGCUAGUAAUGAUUGUCAACCUACUAGGAUCCCCGUCUAUCGAUGACAUGGAGUUUCUGAGCUCUGAGGCACGGGCAUUUAUUCUCUCUCAGCCGCAUCGGCCGGCUCUCCCUUUUAGAGAUCUUUUUCCAAUGGCUACCGAGGAAGCUACUGAUCUUCUCUCAAAACUGUUAGUCUUUCACCCAGCAAGACGAUUAACUGCGAAGCAAGUGAUGGAGCAUCCAUAUUUUUCGAAGUACCGAGACCCCGCUGAAGAAGCCGACGCCCCUAAUCCAUUUGUGUGGAAUCAUAGUCAUAUUGAAACGAAGGCGCAACUCCGUGAGGAUUUGUGGCGCGUUGUCGAAGCUUACUCACAUUCGAAUGAAUAG
Messenger RNA from Leishmania braziliensis MHOM/BR/75/M2904, 1092 nucleotides. It is a transcript of the gene MPK4, whose product is annotated as mitogen-activated protein kinase. Bases 1 to 1092 code for a protein of 363 amino acids. The record is from RefSeq and is a predicted model, not a curated record. NCBI's taxonomy places the organism in Eukaryota, Euglenozoa, Kinetoplastea, Trypanosomatida, Trypanosomatidae. Gene Ontology annotation, molecular function: MAP kinase activity; ATP binding. The transcript has a single exon. Gene Ontology annotation, biological process: intracellular signal transduction; protein phosphorylation. Gene Ontology annotation, cellular component: nucleus; cytoplasm.